CCCUCCCCCCUCCUGUCCUGCUUCACCUCGCCUGACGUGGCUCAGCCUGCGCUCUCCUCCGCGAAGUCGCAGCAAGUCUGUGCAAUGCUUAGUUACCCGGAAAUGCUAGUGUCUUCGGUUUUCGUUGAGAGGCUCGAGGACAACGAGGCUUUGCAGGUCAUGGGUGCCUUGAAGACCGCCACCGUGUCCAAUCUGAAGACUCGACCCACGUUACCUUCAGAAAUAACACGACCCCACCUGACCUGAUCCACGCCCUUAUGGAUGCAGAUGACUACCGCCAGUCAGAGGUCCUGCAGUACGAGGAGAUAAAUGUUCUCAGGGAGUUAAACAAGGCGGUGCUGGCCUUCGCUCAGCCUAUUCCCGAGGUUCCGACGAGCUCCUUCUCGGAUAUUAUUUCUGUGUCGAGGCAGAUCUCGGAGUGCAGCGCCUCUCCGCCGAGGAACUACCAAACUCCUAUAUCUUCCGGGUCGUCUUUGGACCAGCAUAAAGAAGACACGAGUCUGGAAGGAAAUAAAAAGAAACAGAGAGAAACAGAUAAAGGUCCUCCUCGUGAAAGCCAGAGACAAGGAACAGCAGUGUCUAAAGAAUACGAAAGAUCGAAACCCUUGAAAAUCGGGAAGGUGAAAAAGCGAGUGGAGAUAGUCGAGGACAAUCGGGCUGUGAAAGCGAAUACCUGUGAUAUCCCUGACAGUGAUAUAGUCAGACCACCCAAGCCUAACGUAGACCAUAAGCUGAAAUCCCUCCUGACCAAAGAGAGACUCAAAAAGGAGAAAGAGCAGGUGCGAAACGCGGUCCCGGGAGGAGAAGCUAAAGGAAACGUGAGCGAGCAGGACUUCACGGGCAGUCCUCCGUCAGCGGGCUUCGUGACGGCUCCGACGACGCUGAAGAGACGCCCCAGAAGAAAGAAGGAUGUCGGUUCCAAGGGCUGUGACGACGCGGUGCCCCAGAUGACCGUCCAGGCAGAGAGGGUGACCUUUGCGGGGGCGCAGUGUCGCAAGCCGCCCACGGAGGAGCUGCCAAAUAACUGGGAGGAAUCAGACGAAGAGGAAGAAGAAACUACGAGAUUGCUGAACAGGGUGAUGCGCGCCAUUCAGCGGUUGGAGCAGGAACGCCCGGAUUUGGUCGAGGAAGUGAAGCAGGAUGCCCAGCAGAGCUUGAGUUCUAAGUCGCUUCCUAAGUCAUUGGGCAAACCACCGAUCCCAGAAGGACGACCUCGACCUCUCAUUGAAAAAGACAAGAAAGACCGAAGCCAAGUAGGAGAGGUUUCGGACAGAGCCAAGCGUCGCGUGGGCGUUUCGGGAGACGGGAGAAAGCUGUCUAUUACGUCUCCUGUUCUGAGGAAAUGCCUGCCGAGUCUAUUCCGGACGAGGACCAUUAUUUCAGCGCCUGCGAGAGUCUGGAUGGAGUCGAGGCAUUACCACGAACUCAAAAACAUACCCUCCCCCGAGCCACGACGCCCCUCGAGGAAAAAGGAGAAGAAGGGAAGGAGAAAAUCGUCCUUCGCCGAGAGACUGAAGGAGGCGCUGGCGAGGGAACCGAGUCUGGACUCCUAUCAGACUCAGGAGAAUAUUCCGAACGAGGAGGACGACCCGCUGAUGAAAUUAUCAAGACAAGAAUCUGCAGGCUUUGUCCUCGACUCCAGCCCUCGCCAUCGACUCAUUCGGAAGACGGAGAAAGAGGAAGAAAAAUGCGGUUCUGAUAUUUCCGAGGAGGAUUUUGAGGAUCAGGAAGAGGAGGAGGAGGUUCCGGGCAGAGGACACGAAGGAUCGGAUUCUUCUCGUUAUUCCUUCAGCUCGGAUUAUACGUCCGAACUGGAAGAUGUCUAUGAAAAAUUAGGGGAAGUUCUAGAAGAAUCUGAAGGAGGGAAUCUUGGGCCUCGAACAGCAGCCAUCGCGCGAUUUGCUCAUGGCUUGCUCAAGCGCGCCCUUAGUGAAUCAUACAAAGACGUGACUCUUGGGUUGGACGGGUCAGCUGUGAAGGACCCCGAGAGUGGCACGAGUGGUCCUUUACCCAUACGAUCCCUCAGCUUCUCCGAACCCCGUCCUCCAGCUGGGAAAAGGGUUCGACCGCCAACGCUAAACACGCUGAAGAGCAAUCUCGGAAAACCUGUUGUGACGGGGAACUGGGGUUGUGGUUCCCUCAGGGGCGAUCACCAGCUAAAAGCUAUGAUCCAGUGGGCGGCUGCUAGCAAAGCACGGGCGCCGAAGAUGGUAUAUUACACUUAUGGUGACCAGAAUACUGUGAAGUUGGAUAUCGUUUGCCGGCUGUUAGGGGACAGAGGCUGGCGUGUGGGAGAUUUAGUGUCGACGUUGCUUCGGUACAGUGAGUCACGUCUCGAUUCUUGGAGACGAUCGAGGGAGACGGAACUCACGGAAUCAGCUGAUUCUUCACUGCCAGAAUCCCUCAGAUACAGAGGACCUUCCUUGGACUCCCUAACCCUCUUUGACGAGUUGAUAGGAGCGGACCGUCCAUUCACCACGAUGGAGACGGAGCUAUGAUCAAGUGUUCAGUCUCUAACAACACCCAGUUCCUGUUGUGCCUUUUUUGCUAAACGGUUCAUUUGAUAUCAGCUGUUCACACUAUAUAAAAACAGAGAUAGAUUUUUAGGUUUUGAAUUUUUCGAUGGGUCAUGUCAUAAGGAUACAUCUUGAGGAAGUCUAGGAGGUUUUGUCCAAAAAAUGAAAUUUGACGUUAUUUGUUUAUGUCUAUAAACUUGUACCAUAUGGUGUGCUACCUGUAAUGAAAGACUAUUUACACCUCUCUUCUUUUCAUAGCAACAUUGUGUGACUUCAGUGUGUUUCUAAAGAGUCACACAUAUAACGGUUUUUGGCAUUGUGUCAUGAAUCUAUAAUCUGAAAAAAGGGUGGUGUACCCAAUAAUUUUUCGUCCAUAUUUUGUUGUCUGUCUUUCCUACAAUAGGCUUUCUCACGAAUAUGUAUUUCAAAGUCAGUGGUGAGUGAAAUAAUAGUCAAUUUUUACCGUGUGAUGGUUUAUAUAGAUACAGGACA
Molecule: messenger RNA, 3008 nt
Organism: Penaeus vannamei (Pacific white shrimp)
Lineage: Eukaryota; Metazoa; Arthropoda; Malacostraca; Decapoda; Penaeidae
Source: RefSeq, a predicted model, not a curated record